Maylandia zebra (zebra mbuna) is the source of this 1496-nucleotide messenger RNA. It is a transcript of the gene dcxr, whose product is annotated as dicarbonyl/L-xylulose reductase. Gene Ontology annotation, biological process: xylulose metabolic process; glucose metabolic process. Lineage: Eukaryota; Metazoa; Chordata; Actinopteri; Cichliformes; Cichlidae. The record is from RefSeq and is a predicted model, not a curated record. Gene Ontology annotation, molecular function: L-xylulose reductase (NADPH) activity; carbonyl reductase (NADPH) activity.
GUGACACCAGCUCUCCCACCUGAACGUGAUUCGUUGUGUUUAUUUCACCAAAGAUUCAGCAACUAUAAAAAUUCAACUCAAGCAUUGAGCUGUAAGCAUUUACAUGAGAUUUUCUUCUCAUAUAGACAUCUGAAAGGAAAAUAUUAUUUCACCAUAGAUGCAGAAACACCGAUGAGGGACUUUUUAUUUGACUUUGUACAGCGGGACUUGUUUUUUCUUUCCUCCUGAUUUGAACGUCUGCAGACGUCUCUGUGCAGCACUGCUCACUUCAACGAGCAGCUGUGGAUUUUCCUGAGAAACACUUUUGCGGUUACCGGUUAUAAAAUAUGACUUUUGGGGAUUUCACAGGAAUCCGGGAGCUUUGCAGCUCUCCGCCUUAUAUGGCAGGGCUGAGCGCGUGCUACGUGCCUGUCCACGGGCUGCACGAGUGACCUGGAAGACAAACACGGUGUAGAGGCGGAGGACACGCACACACACAAACACACACAGCUCUGUCCGCUGCGCUGUUGCGGCUCGCUCACCCACGCAGGCCGAACAUGGAGGCUUCGUUUGCAGGUAAACGGGCUCUGGUCAUCGGAGCAGGAAAAGGGAUUGGUAGGGCCACAGCUCUGGCUCUGGCACGCUGCGGGGCAAAGGUCAUAGCGGUCACACGAACACAGGCCGAUCUCAAUAGCCUGGUGGAGGAGUGCGCCUCCAUCACCCCGGUGUGUGUGGACCUCACAGACUGGGGGGCCACAGAGCAGGCCCUGCAGGAUGUCGGCCCUGUCGACCUGCUGGUCAAUAACGCUGCCUGCGCCAACCUACAGCCAUUUCUGGAAGUCACACCUGACAAGUUUGAGCAGGCUUUCAGUGUGAAUGUGAAAGCUGUGGUGCAGGUUUCUCAGUUAGUGGCUCGUGGUAUGAAGGCCCGGGGAUCAGGAGGCUCCAUUGUUAAUGUGUCCAGCCAGGCAUCGCAGCGCGCCCUCAGAGAGCACGCUGUCUACUGUGCUACCAAAGCGGCUCUGGACAUGCUGAGUAAGGUGAUGGCUUUAGAGCUGGGACCACAUCAGAUCCGUGUGAACACCGUGAACCCCACAGUGGUGAUGACUGACAUGGGUCGCUUGGGCUGGAGCGAUCCUGAAAAAGCCAAGAGCAUGAAGUCCCGGAUCCCCCUGGGCCGCUUCGCAGAGGUGGAGGAGGUUGUGAACAGCAUUUUAUUCCUGCUGAGUGAAAAGAGCAGCAUGAUUAAUGGAGUCACUCUGCCGGUGGAUGGAGGCUUCCUGGCCUGCUGAGCCACAUCAGCCCAUCGUCCACCUGCUCGGAGCAAAACUUCACUUGCAGAUUUCUUCUUCACUGUGAUUGUCUCCAAUAUAACUGGACUCAACCAGCGAGGGGCCCGAAGGAUUGUUUGACCCAUUGAUGGAAUUUGUGCUAUUAAAAGAUAAAAACAUGCUGCUGCAUUAAAAUCAGUAUUAAAAACAAAAACUCUGUUUAAAAAUAAAUUGUUUGUUUUUUAC